UCGCUCCGCCGUCCACGAGCGCACCAUGCCGCCGUCACUCCCGCCUCCGCCGCUGAUCGACGACCUCAUCCACGAGAUCUUCCUCCGCCUCCCGCCGGACGAGCCCGAGCACCUCUUCCGCGCCGCCCUCGUCUGCAAGACGUGGCUCCGCAUCCUCUGCGACCCCGGCUUCCUCCGCCGCUACCGCACCUUCCACGGCACCCCUCCCCUCCUCGGCCUCCUCCACAGGCUCCAGGUCCUCGAAGGACGCCCCGCGCGUCGCUUCGCCUCCACCACAUCGGUGCCGGACUUCCCCCACCCGAGCUCCGGCGACCCCUGGGAGCGCGCCCUCGACUGCCGCCACGGCCGCGUCCUCAUCUAUAUGAGGACGGACGAAAAUGCGGACUACCUCGUCUGGGAUCCCGUCACGGGCGAGCGCCACGGUGUGCCCUCGCCGGACAUCGAUUGGCUGAUCGAAUCUGCGGUGGUGCUCUGCGCCGCCGACGGCUGCGACCACCUCGACUGCCACGGCGGCCCCUUCCGCGUGGUCUUCGCGGCCACCCACGACUACAAAGAUACUCCCUCUGUAAACUAA
This is a messenger RNA of Triticum dicoccoides, 574 nucleotides long. RefSeq lists its product as uncharacterized. The transcript has a single exon. NCBI's taxonomy places the organism in Eukaryota, Viridiplantae, Streptophyta, Magnoliopsida, Poales, Poaceae. The record is from RefSeq and is a predicted model, not a curated record. Gene Ontology annotation, molecular function: protein binding. Bases 26 to 574 code for a protein of 182 amino acids.